AUGGAGGCUACGUUCAUCCCUCUAUUGACUGAUCAAAAGGGCCGAGACAACGAGAAUACAUUAGAGAAAUACCAGCAAGGGGGGGGCUGGGUCAGUCAUUAUCGCCUCGCCGACGUCGUUGUCAAGGGCGAAGGAAGACGUGCCUCCAUCGGGCAAGUCAUCCUUGUAGCGUAUCCGCACCAGCUUCAUCAGAAAGCGACGCGUGUCCUUGUUCACUCGUUGUCGCGUGUCCUGGUUCACUCGUCAUCGCGUGCCCUGGUCGUGUUCUCGUCUCACGUUGCCGUUGGGCCGUGGUCGUGCAUCGUCGUCGUCUCCGAUGGGAAUGCGCAUCGUGUGUCGUCGUCGUCCCGCGUGCUGGUUGUGUUUUCAUUCCACGUUGUCGUUGGGCCGUCGUCGUGCAUCGUUGUCGUCUCCGAUGGGAAUGAAUGGGUGUCGUCAUUGUCCGCUCGUCGUCCCAUGCUGUUUGUGUCUCGUCGUCCCACGCUGUUCGUGUCUUCGUUCCACAUCGUCGUUGGGUCGUCGUGGUGCCGUAUCGUUGUCGUUUGGUCGUACUCGUCCCGUGUCGUCACCGCGUUGUCGUCCUGUGGCCUCGUUGUCAUCCUGUGA
Molecule: messenger RNA, 606 nt
Organism: Laccaria bicolor S238N-H82
Lineage: Eukaryota; Fungi; Basidiomycota; Agaricomycetes; Agaricales; Hydnangiaceae
Exons: 1
Coding region: 1-606 (201 amino acids)
Source: RefSeq, a predicted model, not a curated record